Molecule: messenger RNA, 1533 nt
Organism: Mesorhabditis belari
Lineage: Eukaryota; Metazoa; Nematoda; Chromadorea; Rhabditida; Rhabditidae
Source: the annotation of a GenBank genome assembly
AUGCGCCUAAAAACUCUGCAAUCAAGUGUGGCCCGGCACUCAGAUGCGGUUUGUGCUGUGGGUUGGUCAUCGAGUGAUGAAAUGGUCUCCUGUUCGGAUGAUCACACGUUUCUCAAAUGGAAUCUCGUCACAAUGGAGGCAACAAAAGUCACCAAUUUGGCUGACACUACCUUUCCCACCUCGAUGUCUUGGUUUCCGCGUUCGUUGACAAGAGGCGGAAAUGAUGUUUUAGCGUUGACCUCAUCGGAUGGAAAACUGCACUUGAUCACUCGUAACGGGAAAAUCGAGAAAACCGUCGACGCGCAUCGGGGAGCGGCGUUGAGUGCAAAAUGGAGCCACGACGGGACUGGGCUGAUCACUUGUGGCGAGGAUGGCGCGGUAAAGAUGUGGUCACGGCAGGCGAUGCUUCGGAGUGUUCUCGCGCAGUUCGCCUCGCCGAUCUAUUCGGCUGUUUGGGAUGGAAGUGCGUCGAGAGUGUUGUACGCAUCCGAGGACACUUGCUAUAUUAAAGCGUUGAAGACACAGGUGUCUCCAAUCAAAUGGAAAGCCCAUGACGGUGUGAUCACAUGUUUGGAUUGGAGUGCAGCGAGUGAUCUGAUCAUCACCGGCGGAGAAGACGGGAAAUUCAAGGUCUGGGAUUCAUUCGGCCGAGUUCUAUUCACGUCGGCGAGCCACGAGACACCGAUCACUUCACUAGCUUUCUCCCCGGAUGGAUCGCUCUUUGUGAUUGGAUCGUUCAACUUGCUGCGGCUUUGUGAUCGAGCUGGAUGGUCUCACAGCGUUGAGCGUCUCGAUUGUGGAUCGGUGAUGGCGGUGGGAUGGAGUCCCGAUGGGACACAAUUGGUGGCCGGGGGAAGUCAUGGACAUGUCGUCCAUGCACAUCUCAUUGAACAGCGAACCUCCUACCGUAACCUGGACAUCACGCAAACGAAAACGAAUCUCAUUGAAGUGCGGGAUAUGACGAGUGAGGUGGCCAGGGAGAAGCUGGACACAAGGGAUCGGAUCACGAAAUUCUCAGUGGCGCACGAUCAUUUGGUGGUGUUGACGAGUAAACAGAUCUACAUCUUCAGCUCGAAGAACUGGAACACACCGAUCAUUGUCGAUUUGAAAGAGGGAAACGUCUCGUUGUUGAUACAAACGGAAAAACUAUUCGUGGUGAGCGACGGUGGCUCGUUGUACUCUUACAGCUACGAGGGACGAUACAUUUGUGAGAUCAAAGUACCCGGCACUGGGGGAAGUUUCAACGAAUCGAACACAGCUCUAUCGAAUGAUACGAUUGUGGUGAGAGAUCGAAAUGAUUAUACAAAGGUGCACCUAUUCGAUCCGAACACUGGGAAAGUGCAGGGUGAUGGGAUGAUCACGCAUACGUCUGAUAUCGAAUGCGUUCGUGUCUCGCAAAGCGGUGCGCUCAACGCAAGAGUGAUCGCUUUCACUGAUUCAUCUACUUCCGUUUAUGUUUCACUCGUGAACUCGUUUGGAACAACGCCAAGGACUGCGAAAAUUGGUUGGAAUCUUUUUCGUUCAUUUUCUACU